AUGAAAAUUCAUGGUACCCACCUUGAUUUUGAAAAGUUUGGUCUAAAACAACAAAGUGAACGAGCAUCUUCAAAUAACGGUAAUAGGGAUCGUCAAAAAUCAACUCGUCAGAAUCAAGUUUAUGCGGACCACUGCCAAGAUAACCAAGCUCAUCAAGAUAAACUUCAAAUUCCCAGGUAUUUACUACAAGAAAUGAAUUAA
Messenger RNA from Racocetra fulgida, 201 nucleotides. The record is from the annotation of a GenBank genome assembly. Lineage: Eukaryota; Fungi; Glomeromycota; Glomeromycetes; Diversisporales; Gigasporaceae.